Molecule: messenger RNA, 1362 nt
Organism: Halichondria panicea
Lineage: Eukaryota; Metazoa; Porifera; Demospongiae; Suberitida; Halichondriidae
Exons: 8
Coding region: 60-1193 (377 amino acids)
Cellular component (GO): membrane
Source: RefSeq, a predicted model, not a curated record
GUGGCCUUAUUUUGAAGAAGGUGUGGACAUCAACAAAAUUAAAAGCUGGUGAAAACAAAAUGACAAGUGUGAACAUAUUGGAGAUCGUUGCAAUCCUUCUUCUUCUCAUAAACCACUCCAAUCCACUAUGUAAAGAUAAAGCGAACCCAUCAUUAGGGGACUUGUGCCUAGAGCAGGGUUCAAAAGGGAUAGUGCAGGUGUACUACGCAGACAACUUUAAUUCAGUUGGAUGGGGAACCAUGUGUGAUGAUUUGGUUGAUCAAUCAGCCCUUGACACCAUGUGCAAACAACUUGGAUACGAUACAUCACCGGCUAGUAUGGGAGAGCAUUAUAAUGAUAUCAACCCCUGGUUUACCCAAGUGAUGUGUCAUAACAAAACUACUCAAAAUAUUCUGAGAUGCGGCUUCAUCUCACCAGAUCCAAUUAAGGAUCUCAACUGUUCUAAAAUCUACUUACAGUGUGAACUAGAAAAUGAUGACAGCUGGAACAAGGUGCCAAAUGAAGGUUAUAUUGGACAAGUGUUACUCCUACAUCCAGAGAAUACUGCUCCAGGUUAUCAAGUUUCGUUUGGACUGGUGCUCAUAUACAUGCAAGUUAAUGGUGAUGAAUCGUGGGGUGUUAUUACUCAGGACCAAACAAAACCAUUCACACGCAAUGCUGCUGACUCAGUAUGCAGACAGAUGGGAUACACUGAAGCUGACCCUAAAAAUAUCACCACUGUAAAGAAUUCGAAUACUCAUUAUAGUCUCACAAAUGUGCAAGAAACUGCUUGGCUUACCAGCACCAAUGCGAGAGAUUGUGUAGACUCUUCUGAGCCUUGUUUCAGCUGUUGUUUCACCAGGCCUACUCAACCGUGUAGCAGAGAUACUUGUAAAUAUGAAGACAGUCUCGUUUUGCAAUGCUUGUUUGAUCUACACAAAAAUAAUUCAGAAGGAACCGAAGAGUCGUGUCAGAUCUCGGAUUACAGGAAACCUAACAGUUGUACAGAUACCCCAGGCACCACAGGCCCUCCUUAUGAGUCGAUCACAUUUUCCUUGGUUGGUGUCAGUAGUGUACUAUUACUGAUCAUCGUAAUCGCGAUACUCGUAGUGUUGGUGUACUGUUGUUGUCGACGUUGUUGUCGACGUCAUCCAAGGGGAAAUCCUGAACAGCAGCGAUUACUCCCUAAUAAUCUUGACGAACGUCAGAACUGACCUAACAUGUCACUACUUGUUUUAAUGUCAUCUGUGUUUAUAUAAUAAUUAUUAUACCCUUGCAUAAUUAUAGUUUAGUUUAAUUUUAUUUUAUGGACUCUGGUGCGUAUUCAUCGAUCAACAUGAUCAUGACUUUUGUAUUUCAAUAACAUUAUAUUAUGCUAGCUGG